Lasiosphaeria miniovina is the source of this 2383-nucleotide messenger RNA. Its product is annotated as dihydrouridine synthase-domain-containing protein. Gene Ontology annotation, molecular function: tRNA dihydrouridine synthase activity; flavin adenine dinucleotide binding. Bases 327 to 2189 code for a protein of 620 amino acids. Lineage: Eukaryota; Fungi; Ascomycota; Sordariomycetes; Sordariales; Lasiosphaeriaceae. The record is from RefSeq and is a predicted model, not a curated record. Gene Ontology annotation, biological process: tRNA processing. The transcript is spliced from 2 exons.
GUCAGUCAGCUCUCAGCCUCAUCACGAGAAUUGCAUGUUGAGGAUUUUUCUUUUUGGGGCUUUUUCGGACGCUGCCAUAUGACGAUCUUGAUUUUGAGCCACCACCCGAGCAAAAAGAAAAAAAACGACUUGACGACGAACUACGACGGCAAGCGGCGGCUUCUCAGCCGAUACGAGGAGAGCUAAUUAGCUGCGCUCCACCACGCCCGCCCGCCCGCUUUCACCAGCCCGCCACUACGCUGGCAUUCUUUUCCAGACUCGCAGCGUAUCGGCCGUCGAUAUUCCGCGAGCGACGACUGCUGUCGGGGUUUCCUCUGUUGGGGAAGAUGGCGGCUAUGGAGGCGACGCCGGGCUCGUCGACGGGUACUGCCGAUGCACCGCCGACGGUGCCGGCGCCCAAGAAGAAGCUGCACGGCCGCGCCUUCUACGAGAGCAUCGGCAGCCCAAAGUGCAUCGUCGCGCCCAUGGUGGAUCAGUCUGAAUUUGCCUGGCGCAUGCUCUCGCGAUCCUUCCUGCCCGAGUCCCAGCGGUGCUCGAUCCUCGCAUACUCGCCCAUGCUCCAUUCGCGCCUGUUCGCGGGCGGCCAAAAGUACCGCGACACGCACUUCCAGCCGACGCGCGAGCCCUGGGCGGGCGAGGGCUUCGACCCCGCGGCGGCGCUCACGCCCUUCCUCGACGGCAACCCGGCCAUCGACCGGCCGCUCUUUGUCCAGUUCGCCUCGCACGACCCCGACGCACUCCUCGCGGCGGCCGAGAUGGUGGCGCCCUACUGCGACGCCGUCGACCUCAAUCUGGGCUGUCCGCAGGGCAUCGCCAAGCGCGGCCACUACGGCGCCUUCCUGCAGGAGGACCAGGACCUCAUCUUCCGGCUGAUCAACACGCUGCACGAGAAGCUGUCCAUCCCCGUCACGGCCAAGAUCCGCAUGCUCGAGACGCGCGAGGCGACGCUCGAGUACGCACAGAACGUGCUGCGCGCCGGCGCCAGCAUCCUGACGGUGCACGGCCGCCUGCGCGAACAAAAGGGCCACCUAACGGGCGUGGCCGACUGGGACAUGAUCCGCUACCUGCGCGACAACCUGCCGCCCGACACGGUGCUGUUCGCCAACGGCAACAUCCUGCUGCCCGAGGAUAUCGACGCGUGCCUGGCCGCCACGGGCGUCGACGGCGUCAUGAGCGCCGAGGGCAACCUCAGCAACCCGGCCAUCUUCGCCCCGGCCCCGGCCCCCGGCGACGAGGCCCGCGAAUACUGGAGGCCCCGCGACGGCCGCGACGGCGGCUGGCGCGUAGACGCCGUCUUCCGUCGCUACCUCGACAUUAUGUACCGGUAUGUGCGCGAGCAGGAGCCGCCCACGCGGAGGCCCCUGUUCGUGGUCGGCGACGACACCACCUGGCUCGCAGCGCCGCCGCCGCCGCCCCCGGCAGCCGCGCUGGUGCCCAUGACCGAGUCGCAGCUGCAGCAGCAGGCGAGCGCGAAACGGGCGGCCGAUUUCACCAUUCCUAGCGCUGCCGACGACGACGACGAACCGCCAACCAAGAAGCAGAAGCACCAGCAAAAGCACCAGCAGGCACCGAAGAAGCCGGAAAAGUACCUGCCCACCACCAACUACGCCGGCAUGCAGGGCCACCUGUUCCACCUCCUACGUCACCUCGUCACGCGGCACACGGACGUGCGCGACGCGCUCGCGCGCGCCCGGCUCGCCGACAUGGGCAAGUUCGAGGCCGUGCUCGACAUGGUCGAGCGCAAGGUGGCCGAGGGCCUGCUCGAGGACGAGCGGUCGGGCGGCGCCACCAUCAAGCGCGAGAUUGACGACGAGAUCCAGCUCAAGUUUGGGAAUAAGAAGAAGGACCACAAAGGCCCGAAAGGAGAAGAAGAGGAAAACGGUGGCGAAAGCUCCCUGUACACGGUCCGCCGCUGCAAGCGGCCCUGGUGGGUCGUCCAGCCCGUCAUCCGCCCGCUGCCUAGCGAGGCCCUGGCCAAGGGCGCUAUCCAGCCCAAGAAGGCCAAGGGGAAUAACGACUGUAGUAAUAGCAGCAGUGUCGUUAAGAAGGCAGCGUUGGUGCAAAAUGGGAACGGGAAUGGUGCGGCGGUUCCUGUUCCUGCCCCUGCGCAAGCAACAGCCAUCGACGAAACGCUCGCUGCCCUAGACAAGACGACGCCAUAUCCCAGCAGCGAACUCGUCAGCGGGUGAGUGAUGGCUGGGAUUUACUUACUUUGCGUCCUGGCUUGAAUUACAAAAGUCGCGUAUGUAGUAUAAUAUUAUUUUCUUUUUAUAUAUAUUAUAUUAUGAUUUUAGAAAAUGGAGAAUGGGAAAAGGAGAAGGUGCGUAAGUAGGUACGUUGACUAGGUAGGUAGGCAAACCUGCUUUUCUUUCUACAACUCCCG